This is a messenger RNA of Linum tenue, 3133 nucleotides long. The record is from the annotation of a GenBank genome assembly. NCBI's taxonomy places the organism in Eukaryota, Viridiplantae, Streptophyta, Magnoliopsida, Malpighiales, Linaceae.
CGAAGGGGGAAAAAUGCGAGGAACACGAGCAGCAGUACAAAACGUUUUAAGAGUCCUCUUGCUGCUCAACGCUCUAAUGGCGUCACGUUUCUCGCUCUCUCGCUCCGUUCACCCAAUCCUCAAGCGCCCGACUCGCUUCCUGACUCACUCUCCCCAUUUUGCCCCCACUCCUCCUCUUAAAUCCCGUCCCUGUCCCCUCUGGUCCGCUUCCUUCUCCUUCUGCCUCGCUUCCUCUUCUUCUUCCUCCUUCUCCCCGACUUCUCUCCCCGUCUUCUCUCCUUCCCACUCCCCUCGCCGCUACGCUUCAUUCUCUCCCCCUCCUUCCCCGCCGUCUGCCAUGGCCGCCGCCGUCGCUGCUGCCGGCGAUGUCGAGAAUCCUCUUCUGAAGAACUUCGAGUUCCCUCCGUUUGAUUCCGUCGAGGCCGAUCAUGUCCGUCCAGGGGUUCGCGCUCUGCUCAAGCAGCUCGAGGAUGAUCUGGACGAACUGGAGAGGACCGUGGAGCCGACUUGGUCGAAGCUGGUGGAGCCGUUGGAGAAGAUUGUCGAUAAAUUGAGUGUUGUUUGGGGCAUGGUUAAUCACCUUAAGGCGGUCAAGGAUACCGCUGAGCUCCGGGCUGCUAUCGAGGAAGUUCAGCCCGAAAAGGUGAAGUUUCAGCUCAGGUUGGGUCAGAGUAAACCGAUUUACAAUGCUUUUAAGGCCAUUCAGGAAUCUCCCGAGUGGCAGCAUCUCAGUGAUGCUCGGAAGCGGAUAGUUGAGGGCCAAAUAAAGGAGGCUGUCCUCGGUGGUGUUGCUCUAGACGACGAGAAAAGAGAAGAGUUCAAUAAAGUUGAGCAGGAAUUGGAAAGAUUGUCUCAAAAGUUUGGCGAGAAUGUGCUUGAUGCCACAAAGAAGUUUGAAAGGCUUGUCACGGAUAAGAAAGAAAUUGAAGGAUUGCCUCCUACUGCACUUGGGUUGGCUGCACAGACGGCUGUAUCGAAGGUAUUAUCAGCUGUUAAUCAGGGUCACCCUGGAGCAACUUCUGAGGAUGGGCCAUGGAUAAUUACAUUGGAUGGCCCUAGUUUUAUGUCUGUCAUGCAACACUGUCGAAACCGUGGUUUGCGUGAAGAAGUUUAUCGUGCCUACAUUACUCGUGCUUCAAGUGGAGAUCUUGAUAAUACACCAAUUAUUGAUCAAAUACUUAAGCUUAGGCUGGAAAAGGCUAGGCUCCUUAACUACAACAACUAUGCUGAGGUAAGCAUGGCGACCAAAAUGGCUACCGUUGAGAAAGCUCAAGAGCUUCUGGAAAAGCUGCGAUCAGCUUCUUGGGAUGCUGCAGUUAAAGACUUGGAAGAGCUUAAGUAUUUUGCCAAAAGUCAAGGUGCUGCAGAAGCAGAUGACUUGAGACACUGGGACAUUAGCUUUUGGGCAGAGAGGCUACGCGAGGCAAAAUAUGAUAUCAACGAGGAGGAAUUGAGGCCUUAUUUCUCAUUGCCAAAGGUUAUGAAUGGCCUUUUCAAUCUUGCGAAAAAACUUUUUGACAUCAAUAUUGAAGCAGCUGAUGGCCAGGCUCCGGUUUGGAAUUCUGAUGUUCGGUUCUAUUGCAUCAAGGAUUCCUCAGGCUCACCCACUGCAUACUUCUAUUUUGAUCCUUAUUCCCGUCCAUCUGAAAAAAGGGGAGGUGCAUGGAUGGAUGAGGUCGUUGGACGAAGUCGUGUUCUGUCACGCAAUGGUACUAGUCCAAGGUUACCGGUUGCUCAUAUGGUAUGCAAUCAAACACCACCGGUUGGUGACAAACCAAGCCUUAUGACAUUCCGUGAGGUUGAAACUGUCUUCCAUGAGUUUGGCCAUGCUCUUCAGCACAUGCUUACCAAGGUGGACGAGGGCCUUGUUGCUGGAAUCAGAGGAAUAGAAUGGGAUGCUGUGGAACUACCUUCUCAAUUUAUGGAAAAUUGGUGCUAUCACAGAGAAACCUUGAUGGGCAUUGCGAAACACUACGAAACUGGUGAGAACCUGCCAGAAGAGGUGUUCUUGAAGCUUGUCGCUGCACGAACAUAUCGAGCGGGUACCCUUAGUCUACGACAGUUAAAAUUUGCAACCACAGAUUUGGAAUUGCACUUAAAUUAUGUGCCAGGAGGUUCGGCAUCUAUCUAUGAUGUGGACCAGAGAGUCUCAAAGCGUACACAAAUCAUCCCACCUUUGCCAGAAGAUAGAUUCCUUUGUGGUGGAUAUGCUGCGGGAUACUACAGUUACAAGUGGGCUGAGGUACUAUCUGCAGAUGCUUUCUCAGCUUUUGAAGAUGCUGGAUUGGAUGACAACAAGGCUGUUGAAGAGACGGGACACAAGUUCCGGGAAACCAUUCUCGCGCUUGGUGGUGGCAAAGCGCCGUUAGAGGUGUUUGUGGAGUUCCGGGGGCGGGAACCUUCUCCGGAGGCACUACUGCGCCACAAUGGCCUGUUGGCAGCAACUGCCUCUGCAUGAGGUUUCAUAUCGAACCGAGUUGGUAGUUGUGUCUAUGGAACCGGCGGGGAGUUGGACGAGAGGAAAACAGGCUAUUUUUGGGUGCUUGAUUCUGAUUGAUGGACCGUUGGACCUUCCCCCGCAACAGGAGGCUCCCUCUUCCCUGGAAAUGCUCAUGUUUUUGUUUUGUUAUGUUCUCUAGAACACGAGAACCCCGGGCGGGCAUGGAAUAAGACUAGUUUCAUAUCGAUAUUAGUUGAAGAUGUUUUCCAGAUUUCACUCAGUUUGAAAAGAAAAGAUUAAGAAUUAAUGCAGGUAGUACACACCACAGUUAGUAUUGGUCUACUUGGGUUAUUUAAAGACGAGUGAAUUUGGUGACUGCUUGACAGACUGUACUCCUAAUGAUUUGGGUUUUACUGGCUAUCCAUCCGUUUGUGUGGCGCAACGAGCGGGAUGGCUAUGGCUCGAUUGCACGCCAAUGAGUGCCAAAAAAAAUAUUCUUAUUGAUGAUUCUACGUAGCCACUAGAUGAUAGGCCUUUGCAAGAGAAGGGGUUGGUUCCAUUGAAAGUAUUUACCUCUUUGAUUGUUGAAAAAAAACUUCAUCUAAGCACAUGAGAAAAUCAAAGAUUUGCUCGUUUUCUUUGUCUUCUUGUACUCUCUGCUUGACCGUGCAAAGUAGAAAGUCUACAUAAGCU